UGCAGCUUCUUUGGCGUCCUCUUCAUAAUGGAUCUACCAUUUGCAGUGGUCAAAUUUCCACCUGGUGAGGAUGAGGACACAUAUUUUGAAGUGUGCCUGACGUCCUGGAUUGUUGGCUCUCUCAAUGAUGAUAUGGAAGGGGAAACCUAUUGGCCCCCAGACACUGCUAGUGUUUCCAAUUUAAUUAAGAUGCAGCAUAAACCAGACACAAACUGGAAAAAGUUCCGCAUCAUUGUCAUGAGGUUUUAUGAAACCUACGCUCAAGCAAGAUCAGCUGUUUCAAAGUUUGUAGUUGAUUCAAACUAUGAAACGGAUCAAGAAGCCACCAGAGGCCGUGGCAAAAGAGUUCGUUACAGGCCCUUGUUUCUUGUGUCAUCUGACAGUGAAGAGGAGGUUGUGGUCAGGAAGAGGGUCAAGUCCAUCCCAUCACCCCCACCUGUAGCUAACAAAGCAGCAAAGCCUCGUAACUCUGCCCAAGGUGGUAAGAAAGUAGUCAAGGGUCGUCCAGAAUCUGCGAAAGAUGUCAAACGCAAGGAGGCCUUAGAGUUGAUGCAACGGAUCAGAGCUGCGAAGGAAGCUCCCGCUGCAAAGAUGGGGAGUAACUCUUCAUCGAAAUUGAAUUCUCCAUGGAAAGUCACAGACACUCCUCAGAAGAACGAAAGUCCCAAGGAUUUGUCUGCUCUUGAUUCCCCUGACCCUUUGGAUGUGGUUGAAGUGCAAAUGGGCACCCCUACCUCUGUCAGUCCUAAGACACCUGUUGUGACUCCUUCAUCAAACAAUGUUACUCCAGCUGAAACUGAACUAACGCGCCUGAAGUCGUUCUAUUACACUCCCCCUCACAAGAAGUGGGAGGAGGCUGACAAAGCAACAACCAGCUCGGAUCCUAGCUGCAGGGUCCUCUUUGAAUCAGAAGAUAAUGAAGUGUCUGUUUUAUCAGAUAAGUCAGCUUCCACGGGUCAGCACUCAAAGGCUGUUGCAACUACUUCAGCUUCGGGACGUCAGCCAUCUAAGGCUGUAACUGGCAACACUACUCGCCCCACAGCUUCUGUCAGUAAGGGUGCAAAGAAUUCAGGCAACAGUGUGUCAAAGGCAGAAGUUCUUCAAGCAAGGAAUGCUGUUACUUUAUCAGAGAUUUCUUCCAAACUUGAUAUUGUCAUGAUGAAUCUGGCACGCAUAUCUAGGCAGAUUGCCCCAGGUGACAAGCGAAUGAUGACCAUUCCCAAGAAUAUGCCUAAAAUUCCUCUAGAAACUGUGGAAGAUCUGAAACGCUUUGAAGAUUUCUUGAAACAGAAGGAUUUACACCUAGCAACUGCUGUUGAUUAUAUGGGCAACUGCAUACGGAGCAAUGUUCCUGACCCUGAAAGGAAAAGUGCAGCUGCCGUGUUGACCAAACUCAUGACUAACAGCCUAGCAAGUAAAUUUAACCUGGAUGGGAGAGGCAGAGGCACAUCUAAUAAAAUGUCGUUCAGGAAGUUGCAUCUAUACAAAGUUUUCCAAGGAACUCUGCAGACAGCGUUUCCGGAUAGUGACUUAUCUAUUGCAGAUGACUCACUCCAAAAGUGGUUGAAAGAUGCCAAAUGGCGUAAACCUACUCCUGCUUCAGGAGCUUAG
Molecule: messenger RNA, 1611 nt
Organism: Thrips palmi
Lineage: Eukaryota; Metazoa; Arthropoda; Insecta; Thysanoptera; Thripidae
Exons: 9
Coding region: 28-1611 (527 amino acids)
Source: RefSeq, a predicted model, not a curated record